AGCCUCACGAUUCAAUUUGCUCCGCAGCCGCACAUUGAAAUUCAGUCCGCGGGUAUCGAGAUGAGCUCGAUCCAGGGUAGCACGUCUCGUACGUUUGUUUACAAGCCUCUACUUAGGGGAGAGAUACGUCUACUCAGUUUGAGAAUUCCCGCAGCGGUGGACGAGGGUCUGGACAAGAACCCUCGCGUCGAGCUUGGCCUUCAGCACUUUCAUCAAAACAGGGCGCCGGACUAUCUCGCGCUGUCAUAUGUCUGGGGGAACGGAUCCAGACCCGAAAUCCGCAUCGUGGUGAACGGCAGGGACCACGCCGUCACCGAGAAUCUGUACGAUGCCGUGGUCCAGAUCCGGCGGCAUGGGCGGGCCUGGUUGCGGCUGCUGGAGCGCUACAAUAACAAAACGCCAGCGUCAUCGUCGUCGCCGUCAUCGUCGUUGUUGGUCUACCUUUGGAUCGACGCGAUCUGUCUGAAUCAGUGUGACCAGGACGAGAAGGCGGCGGAAGUCCCGAGGAUGGGAAGCAUCUUCGGAAAUGCUGUCACCGUCGUCGUGUGGCUCGGGCGUCGGCCCCGCGAGUGGGACGCCGACGAUAUGCGAGACCUUUUCGACCAGUUCUUUGGCCACUUCGCGUCGAGUCCGUUCAUUCAGGAGGUCUUCCAGACGGCGCGCUGCGCUGCGCGUGCGGACGAGUCCGGAGACACGGCGCGACGUUUCGCGAGGUUAGGAUACGCGGCGCUCGGGCUCAUCAAUUUGCCAUGGUUCCAGAGGGUUUGGGUCAUUCAAGAAAUCGUUCUUGCGCGGCACGACCCAAUCGCGCUCUUAGGCGACGACGUUUUCUUGUUGCGGGACAUGUUGGAGAUUGUUCGUGCCGACCUUGUCAACGACGUCGAGGGAGACAUGGAUCAAGUAUUUUGGAUCGUGAGCCAGGCAUUGCGCACGGUAGUGUGGUAUUUCUUCCCUGGGCCCCAUUGGAAAUGGAGGUACAGCCCACAAGCAUCAAUGGCAGAGCAGUUGGAGUGGUUGAUCCUACAAAAAGGCGAAAAACGAUGUUCGUUGAGCCAUGAUCACAUUUAUGGCUUGCUAGGCCUGCUCGAUUUGACCGACAUGCCCGCACAUUUGCUACCAAACUACGCCAGACCUCACAACGAAGUUUACCGAGACUAUUCAAUUUACAUAUACCAACGGACGGGUAGCCUGGCCCUGCUUGAGAAUUCGAAUAGAGAUAUAUCAAUUCCUGGUGUACCAUCCUGGGUAUCCUCAUUCCAACCUGUACUCGGGAUGUUGACGAACCUCAUGCCGAAGCACCGGCAAAUAAGCGUGCUCUUCCCGACGAGUGAUAAAAUGGUUGUCGAAGGGGUUGUGGUGGGUAAGAUUGUCAACGCCACUAGCCCCUCAAUUGCAUUGUCGGAUGCAAAUGUGAUAGAACCGCGAUUCUCCGAAAUGGUCAACAUCCUGAACCAAUCUGACAGGAUCUUGAACGUUUCGAGGGGGACGCGUUGGUCACAGUUCGUCGUACAGCAUGAGAGACUGGCAGGAACAGAGUCUGACGCGCGUACGCCAGACGACUUUAGGCCACUCUUUCAUGACGAGCAUGCCGAUCUCAAGCGGAAUGCAGUUGCUCGAUCGAUGGGUGUUGCACUGAUCAAUUUCGGUGUAUUGCUGACCGAGCACGGAGACGUGUUUCUGUUCUGGCCUCCCAGCAGAGAUAUCACGACAAAGGAAAGUCAUAUCGUCGUGGCUCUCAAAGGAUCGUUGCUUUACUCCAUUUUCCGAAACUGUGGCAGUGGUGAAUAUAUGCUGGUCGGACAAGCACAGCGGCUUGAAACAUUUUCAGCUGCUCUACCCGAGCCCCAGGAUUUUGGAGAGCGCUUCUUUCAGGAUCAUGCAGUGCAGUAUUUUACUAUCGUAUAGUGCUCGAGAGCCAUACUUGGUGCCUAUUUUGUCGUAGAAUCACAUCCGCAGCAACAAUCUCGUGUCCCUCACUGGCAAUAAUUUGCCGGAAACGCGCCUCUAACACCUCUCAACUCCCCCUCCCACCAGUCAUUCGAACUUGCCGUCUUCUUUACGACCUUGAUCCUGUCACCUUCUCUGAAGUUCAGGUCGCCCUCAUUUUGCGCUGUGUAAUCAUACAGAGCCGUCACAUACUCGAAUUGCUGGCUCGCC
This is a messenger RNA of Verruconis gallopava, 2157 nucleotides long. RefSeq lists its product as uncharacterized. The transcript has a single exon. The coding region runs from base 61 to 1905 and encodes 614 amino acids. The record is from RefSeq and is a predicted model, not a curated record. Lineage: Eukaryota; Fungi; Ascomycota; Dothideomycetes; Venturiales; Sympoventuriaceae.